AUGUACUCCUGCGCCAACUAUCCCCGUGGCUGCCGUGGCCGCGCCAACAUUGAUGGAGGCAAAUGCCCGGAUUGCACGACACUGAAGCUUCGCCGGCCCUCAGCAUCGCCCCUGGCCCAGCCCCGGGAUUACCGCCGGGCUCUCCCCUCGGAGAUCCUCGACGACUCGUCCUACAAGGAGAUCAUGCGGGAGCUGUCGUAA
This is a messenger RNA of Aspergillus campestris IBT 28561, 201 nucleotides long. RefSeq lists its product as uncharacterized. Lineage: Eukaryota; Fungi; Ascomycota; Eurotiomycetes; Eurotiales; Aspergillaceae. The transcript has 2 exons. The coding region runs from base 1 to 201 and encodes 66 amino acids. The record is from RefSeq and is a predicted model, not a curated record.